Messenger RNA from Coprinopsis cinerea okayama7#130, 777 nucleotides. RefSeq lists its product as hypothetical. The record is from RefSeq and is a predicted model, not a curated record. The coding region runs from base 1 to 777 and encodes 258 amino acids. The transcript is spliced from 4 exons. NCBI's taxonomy places the organism in Eukaryota, Fungi, Basidiomycota, Agaricomycetes, Agaricales, Psathyrellaceae.
AUGGCCGGUCGUGUUGUCACCUCUGUUGUUGUUGCUUCUGCUCUCUUGCAGACUGUCGCCGCUCUCCCGUGCAUUGGCUGUGGUCCCGGAGUGAGGUCAGCGCCAGGCCCCUCUGGAUCUGGCAGCCCAACGUACGCCAUCAACCCUGCCUUGGUGAGUCCCAAGCCCGGACCCACCUUCGCUGUGCCAGACCACUUGAGGCCCGGAUACGUCUACCAUGGCCCUCCCGGUUCCCGCCCAAAGGGCCUUUCCAAGCCCCGGGGCUCAUAUAGGCCCCGCGAGCUCACCUUUGGGGAUGAAGACGACCUCGUCGCCCGCCAGGGUGGCUGGAAGUCCAAGUUGAAGCAAUUCGUCCCGAAGAACGAAGAUCAGAUGAAGGCCGCGACCGGCAAGUUCUUCCAAGGCUGGCGCGCAGCCAAAAACCUCUAUAAAUCUGGCAAGAGCGCUUACCGUACAUACAAGGGCAUCAAGAACAGCAUACGUCCUCGAGACCUUGAACUGGUCGAUGACUUGACCGCUCGCGAGUUUGACCUGGAGGAAUUCGAGGCUCGCGACCUUUUCGACAUGGAUGACAUCGAAGCUCGCGACUUUUCUACCCUCGAAGAUAUCGAGGCCCGUGACUUUGAGGACGUCGAAGCUCGUGGUUAUGAGGGUUUCGAUGAUAUCGAUGCUCGAGAGCUCGCCCAUGCUAUCGUUGCUGACGAGGUAUUCAGCCGCGACUUUGACGAUGUCUACGAAACGAGGGAGUUUGACGGUUUUAUGGAUGACUUGGAUUAA